CUUAUAUUUGGGUUUUGGAUCAAAGAAGUAAUCCUAUAUAUAAGGAACCUCAUCCCCUGGUGUAUUGAAGUCUUCUAUCUUACAAACCCUAACAGCUCAGAAAGACUCUUCUGAAUUCUUCUCUUAAAAUGUUGAUGCAAAUCUUUAUUAAGAUUUUUACAGGCAAGAUUUUAACCCUUGAGGUGGAAAGCUCAGACACCACUUGCAAACUCAAAGAAAAGAUACAAGAUAAGGAAGGAAUCCCUACAUACCAGCAGAUGCUUGUCUUUGAGGAAAAAAAGCUUGAGGAUUGCAAAACCUUAGCUAUUUACAAUAUCCAAAAGCAUUCAACUCUCCACAUGAUUCUCAGGUUUAGAGGUAUGAGAAUUUUCGUAAAUGUUCUUCAAUGCGAUAUUGCCAUAAUGCUUGAGGUGAAAACCUCGGACACCAUUGACAACGUCAAGGAAAAGAUACAAGAUAAGGAAGGUAUCCCUAACUACCAGCAGAGGCUUAUUUUUGCUGGGAAAAGCCUUGAGGAUGACCGUACGUUGGCUAGUUACAAUAUCCAGAGAGAGUCAACUCUCCACAUGAUUCUCAAAUUUAGAGAUAUGAGAAUAUUCGUAAAAAUUCUUGACAAGAUCAUAACCCUUGAGGUCAAAAGCUCAGACACCAUUGGCAUCGUCAAGGCAAUGAUACAAUUUAAGGAAGGCAUUCCUAUCAAAAGGCAGAAAUUGGUCUUUGUCGGACGUUGUACGAAGGAUGACUGUACCUUGGCUGAUUACAAUGUCCAAAAAGACAAUACUCUUGUCAUGAUAGUCCUUUCCGGUAAACAGCUCGAGGAUGGCCGUUUGGUGGAUUACGACAUCUGGAAGGAGCCAGUUCUUCACGUCCAUCGUUUAAAUGGUGGAAUGAAAAUAUUUGUGAAAACACUCACAGAGAAAGUCAUUACAGUCUUAGAAGUUGCGAGCUCAGACAGCGUUUACAGUGUAAAGAAAAAGAUUCAAGACAAGGAAGGAAUCGCACCAGACCACCAGAUAAUCUUAUUUGCUGGUAGACAACUUAAGGAUGUUUUCAGGCUUGCACAUUAUAACAUCCAAAAGGAGUCAACACUUAACCUUGUGCGUAGUGUAUUUUUCACAUAAAAUAGACUUUUACCUAUUCGUUUUUUUUUCUUUGUUUUUAUAUUGGAUUUUUUUCUUACGGACACGAAGUCUUAUUUGUU
Messenger RNA from Raphanus sativus (radish), 1201 nucleotides. RefSeq names its product polyubiquitin-like. Gene Ontology annotation, biological process: protein ubiquitination; modification-dependent protein catabolic process. Gene Ontology annotation, cellular component: cytoplasm; nucleus. Bases 129 to 1121 code for a protein of 330 amino acids. Lineage: Eukaryota; Viridiplantae; Streptophyta; Magnoliopsida; Brassicales; Brassicaceae. Gene Ontology annotation, molecular function: protein tag activity; ubiquitin protein ligase binding. The record is from RefSeq and is a predicted model, not a curated record. The transcript has 2 exons.